AUGAGGCUGGUCUUGAGGCCCAGGACUGACAAUGACCGCCAGUAUCGCCAUCCGCGCAUCAGGUCGACCAAGACAGGCACCAGGAAGGACACGGCCAAGGUCCGUCGAAGAUUGCUCGAUUCCGGAGUCCAGGACAGUGGAUCCUCACCCGGCGAGGACUGUGAGCCCCUUCCGCCGCUCGACGAGAUCAUCGAUGCCGUCGACCGAUUCACCCGUCAAUCCUUCCAGCUGGGUUUCAUCCCGAAGCGGCAGUUCAUCGACAGACUUCGCAAGAGUCCCCAGUCCGUCGAUCUCUUCCUCCUUCUCAGCAUCCUGAGCGUCUCGGCCCGUCUGACUCCCGCCCUCAUAGGCCGGUUCGGUUCGGGAAUCGCGGCGGCCGAGUUCUUCAUGGAGCGUGCCGCCACUAUGGCCGUUGGCGAGAUCUACCAGAAACCUACGCUGGAGAGGUGUCAGGCCUUUUACCUGCUCAGCAUCUCCCAGCAGGGGAAUGGCCUCGGAAACAAGAGUCAUAUCAACAUGGGAAUCGCCAUGCGUCUGGCCACCCUCCUGCAGCUGCAUCGCGAGGAGACCUAUCGGAUCGCUCAGGUGAACCCCGAAGCUGUCAUACGUUCUGAAUCUGCCCGUCGUACUCUGUGGCUCCUAUAUAGCCAAGACAGUAUCCACUCGGGCCCGUUCUACCCCGUAUCCUUGGCCGCCUCGGAUAUCACAGCACUUCUCCCGAGCGACGAGGCCGAUUUCGCUGCUGGCCGCCUCCCGGGCCGCCGCGCUGCCCUCGCCGAUACGCUCCCAGCUAUCAAGAGCCCGUCUCUGUUGAACGACCCGGACCGCUCGCUAUUUGCCUCUUUCAUCCAGAUCCAUUACUUUUGGGGCACGGUCAGUCGUCGAGCCAUCAGCUAUUCCCGGAGCUCGUGCCCAUGGGACCCCGGCAGCCAUUCGGCCCAGAUGAUGGACAUGCUGAGCAAUUGGGAGGCGUCGCUGCCGAUAGAGCACAGGUGGAGCGCCGCUAUGCUCCAGAAGCACAAGUCUGAGAGUCAAGACCUUGGCUAUCUAAGUAUAACCAUGAUGACGAGGCUUUGCAACAUUGUCGCUCGUCGGCCGUAUCUAGCCGAGUGA
Molecule: messenger RNA, 1113 nt
Organism: Geosmithia morbida
Lineage: Eukaryota; Fungi; Ascomycota; Sordariomycetes; Hypocreales; Bionectriaceae
Product: Fungal specific transcription factor domain
Exons: 5
Coding region: 1-1113 (370 amino acids)
Biological process (GO): DNA-templated transcription
Cellular component (GO): nucleus
Molecular function (GO): zinc ion binding; DNA binding
Source: RefSeq, a predicted model, not a curated record